Messenger RNA from Strongylocentrotus purpuratus (purple sea urchin), 3596 nucleotides. RefSeq names its product signal peptide, CUB and EGF-like domain-containing protein 1. Bases 416 to 1705 code for a protein of 429 amino acids. Lineage: Eukaryota; Metazoa; Echinodermata; Echinoidea; Camarodonta; Strongylocentrotidae. The record is from RefSeq and is a predicted model, not a curated record. The transcript has 7 exons.
CCAGUGUGCCACCGGACUGACUCUAUCGGGGUCAUCUCAACGUGUUUGCCAAGAGGUUAGUGGUAACGCGGCCCAAUGGACCGGCACCCAACCCACAUGCACAGAUGAUCAUGCACCAACCAUUUCGCACUGCCCAAGCUCUUUGGUCGCCCAACGAACUGAGUACUGGGGAGUGGAAGUCACAUUCUCAAAACCAACGGCUACGGACAAUUUCGACCAGACGCUGCAGACAUGGACAGUUCCUGCGGACCUCACAUCGCCUUACAACUUCACUGCGGAUACUACUUGCGAGUAUCACUUCCGGGACGACGCGGGGAAUGCUGCCUUGUGCACUUUUGAUGUCGAGAUACACGAUACGGUUGUACCCGAGUUUUUAACGUGCCCACCAGACCAAAUUUUGCGGACAAGCUUGGAUAUGACCCCAGUAACCUGGGAUGAACCGACAUAUAGGGAAAUCACCGGGGUUGAGGUGCGACUCGUCUGUAAUUAUGGUUGUAACAGCGUUCUGUUGCCAUGGGGAAUUAACCACGUGAUAUACACCGCUACUAAUAUGAAGAAUGGACUGAGUGGGAUCUGCGACUUCUAUGUCAAUAUCGAACCAAUGCCAUGUCUAAAGCUUCGCACACCCGGUCACGGUGCCAUAUCUUGUGAUACCUGGGCCUACGGUCGAUACUGCAGCAUGUCAUGUAAUGAUAACUAUGACAUCCCUGCUCCUAGUCCAUUCCAACCUGCUACCGAUGUGUUCACAUGCGGCUCAUCUGGACAGUGGAAUCCUACCUCGUAUGUGCCUGACUGCUCACAAAUGCGAGACCCCACUAAGAUCAACCUUCCGACAGACCUGCUCUACUACAGUGGUCAGUGUGGUAGUCCAGCUACCUUGUCCGACAUCGCACAGUCCUUCAUCGAAACUAUCGAGAAGUCCGUCCACAGUGACAUCUGCAAAAUGAAUGAGGACUGUACGGUCGACAACGUCGCCAUCACUUGCGGCUGGCCGACCAGUCGUCGAAGAAAGCGUGCGCUGGUCGGACGACGUCUACGCCACAGUGCCAAAGAAUCGCCUGUAGAAGACAUCGAAAAGACUACUGACGACAUCGAAGAAAGUCUAUUCGAAGGCCUCCAGGAGAUGCACAUCUCGAUGAAGUUAGGUGUCGGUGUAUCUAAAGUCAAUGACGUGAAGGUGGCACAGGAGAAGCUUCAGGAUCUGGCAAGAGAAGUGUUGGACAUCACCGUCUCUGAAGAUAGCGGAAGGUUCAGCUUCUUCAUGAAACCUCAUGCUGAAAGUGAAUAUGCGCCAGACGCCUACUUAUUGAUCAGCGAACACUACAUAGAUUGCCCUGAUGGUUACGUUGCUGGUCGCAAUAACACCAGCUGUGUCGCUUGUACGACUGGUCACUACUACGACACCAUAUCUAGUGCGUGUCACAAAUGCGGUUAUGGACUCUACCAGGACGAGUAUGGUCAGGUGAGCUGCAAGUCAUGUGACACCGGUCAGGCUACGAAACACAAGGGCAGUCCCAGCAAGGCUGAUUGUGAAGAUCAAUGCGAAGCAGGCCAAUUUUCAACAUCCGGUUUAUCUCCUUGUAUCCAAUGCCCCCUGCACACGUUUCAGUCACUGAUUGGACAGACGAUGUGCUUUGAAUGUCCGGAUGGAAGAAAGACAUGGAACAGAGGAGCAUCAGACGUAGAACAAUGUGUCCACAUCUAACACUGAUGAGAAAAGAUGACUCCCAAAAUAGAAUGUUUUCCGUUUUACGAAAGUUGUAUUCUCUUCAGGUUGUAGUCUGAAAGAAACGGCCAAUAUGAAAGCAAGAACUAUUGAUAUACAGUGAUUAUAUCACUUCUACAUAUGGUCACAUUUUAUAAGGCUCAUUAAAGAUUAAAAAGUUUGUUGUUACGAAGGUAUAGGUAUGAAACAUGGCAGGAGUGUGAAGAUUCACCGAUUUCACAAGCAAGUAUUGCUUGUUUAAAUCAUUCUCUGUUGUUUAAUUGUUCCAAUGCUUUACAAGUACGGUCAUUUUCAGACACUUAUUAGUCGAAUGAUUGUUAACGCAAAAUUGUAUUCAAAAGAAAAUUUGACGGGAUAACCCUUUGAACUCUGUUUGCCUUAAACUAUAAAUCUUGAAAGUUGUAAAUGUGACACAAUGCCUUUGUGUUUCUCCAACACGGCAGGAAUAUUUCGUUUAAAAUAUAUAAUGAAUUAAAUUCUACAGUAUAUAUGGGCAUAAUAAACGUGACAGAGAAGAAGAAAUCUCUCGUAAAGUGACGUAUGAAAUAGGUAGAAAAAUACUGAGUUUCAAAUCAUAAUUUUCGUUUAGUUAUAGCAUAGUUAUUUCAUGUAAACAUUACGGUCAGCAGUGUUCCGUUAUUAUUUUCUAUUCUGUGUCUUAUACGAACUUAAUCCAUUGUUUCUGUGCCAAGUAAUGCAUUUAUAUGUAUAUUGUACAUGAUUGAAACGGAAAUAAAUAAAUCUAUUAAUUUAAAUCAGAUCAAGCCUGAUAUGUACAGCCUUGUAUUGUAUCAACGCACGUCCAAGGUAUUUACACCAUAUUACAACAUACCGUAUUUCCUAAUCUAGUGUCUACUUUCAGAUUCAAAGUCAGUUUCGGAUUAAAAAUAACACGUUUCCUUUUUUGUAUCAAAUGAAUAGAAACUCAAUUGAACAAUUACCAAUAUGGAAGAAGGAGCGGGUCCUUAAAACACGAGGGUUGUGAUGGGAUUGUCAUAAUGAAACACACUUGCAUGUACAUGUACAUGUAAAUACAAGUUACAUAAUUAGUAGGUAGUCCUACAAAGCAUUCCUUAAUAUAUAUGCAAUACAGUAAAACCUGCUUCAACAACCACCUUUAUAUGAAGAAAAAAAAAAUCGUUUCUCAUUGAAAUAUAUACUAAGUGAGCCUGUACAUGAAGACCAUCUGCUCAUAAAUACAAUUUUCUUGUCUCCCUUGAACGGUCUUUAUAAUCGGGUUUUACUGUAUAAAUUAAUUAAAAAUACACGAUACUGGCGUUGCGUUAAAAUACACAUGUAGUUCCUUCCUGGAAGAUAUAAACGUAGAGUAUAUAUGGAUGUAUGUAUUUAUGUUUUUUUUAUGCGUUCAUGUAUUCAUAUGUCAAUGUAUUCAGUCAUUUAUUUAUGGAAUCAAUAUUAACAUUUUCAUUAUCAUUAUCAUCAACGCUGUUCUUCCUGAGGGCCCUGCAAUUAUUAUUUCCUUAUAUAGCAAUUGACAAGUACAUUGACAUAUGAAUACAUGAACGAAUACAAAAAAAGCGCAUCAGAUUUUAUGUACCGAGAAGUACUGCUCUCCUUUUGUAUAAAUCGUUAAUUCAACCAAUCUUUGACUCUGGAGAAAUGGCAAUGAAAGCCAGCUAAAUCGUCUCCAAGUUUUACGGAAUAGAGCGUUAAGGUACGUUUUAGAGGUAAAUAAUCGUUUCAAUAGAGCCAUUUUGUAUAACACGCUAAAUGUAGAUCAACUCGAAGAAAGAUGGAAUAAGGAGUCAAUUUUACUUGUAUUCAAAUUAGUUAAUAACAUAGCCCCACCCUCACUAUGCUCACGGAUCCAUCUUAAAUCACACAACUACCUGUUACGUAAUAUCGAUUG